GAACAGCCCAGCAACCCAGCAAAGCAAGGAAGUCACCCUGUCAGGGUCACGGUAUUAUCGCAAUGACGUUGGACUCCCGCCGCCCAGAUUCAUCUGCAUCGUGAGACACCGCGAGUAGCAGCCCAUCAGCCGCAUUCUUUCCUCCCCUCCAUCGACUAUCCAUCCUAUACCGCACAGCGCAUACUUACUGCGGAAUACAGAACAACACCAUCCCACUCACCUCCAACAACCAGAACAGAUCCCACCCUACCGACAUCAUGCAAGUAGCGGAGAUCCUGUCGGAUCUGACCUCCCUGCGCGUCUGUGACCACCACGACGCCCUCGCCCUCGUCACCGUCCAUGAGAGAAUCCCCCACCCCACCGAGCAACCUCCCCUCGAAAGCAUCGAGAUGGACUCGAACCUGACCCUGGACCCGCAGGCGAACGAGGACCUCCGUCGCGCGAAGGAGCUGGUGGAAUUACAUUACGAGAUCAAGGCGCGACAUGCGCAGGGGACGGUAGAUGAGGAGUUGGUACGGGCGCGGGAGGAGGUGAAUCGGGUGCUGAGGGAGCUGGGAAACGGAUGAAAAUGACGAUGGCCAGGGAUGCAUGUGAUUGAUUGGUAUGGAGUUUCUGGUGUAUUUUAUGUGGUGGUGGGUGGUUUCUUU
Molecule: messenger RNA, 647 nt
Organism: Aspergillus heteromorphus CBS 117.55
Lineage: Eukaryota; Fungi; Ascomycota; Eurotiomycetes; Eurotiales; Aspergillaceae
Exons: 2
Coding region: 258-566 (102 amino acids)
Source: RefSeq, a predicted model, not a curated record